This is a messenger RNA of Sphenostylis stenocarpa, 408 nucleotides long. NCBI's taxonomy places the organism in Eukaryota, Viridiplantae, Streptophyta, Magnoliopsida, Fabales, Fabaceae. The record is from the annotation of a GenBank genome assembly.
AUGGCAACUAUCAUCGCCGGCAUCCCAACAACAUCGAUCUCUCGCGCAGGUCUCGUACUGAAGCGACCUUCUGGGAUCUCGUCCUCUACCGUUCAUGGAUUGCCAGCAAUGGGUAGGGUAGGGAAAGUGAGAUGCUCCAUGGAGGAAAAACCGUCCGUGCAGGAAAGCAAUUCAAAUGUGGGAAUGGGAGCAUCCUUGUUAGCAGCUGCAUGCGCCGCAACCAUGUCAAGCCCGGCCAUGGCUUUGGUGGAUGAGAGACUGAGCACUGAAGGGACUGGGCUUCCCUUUGGGCUUAGCAAUAACCUUCUUGGAUGGAUCAUCUUCGGUGUCUUUGGUCUUAUAUGGGCACUCUUCUUUGUCUACACUUCCACUCUUGAAGAGGAUGAAGAGUCUGGAUUGUCCCUCUAA